This is a messenger RNA of Colletotrichum chrysophilum, 1440 nucleotides long. RefSeq lists its product as uncharacterized. NCBI's taxonomy places the organism in Eukaryota, Fungi, Ascomycota, Sordariomycetes, Glomerellales, Glomerellaceae. Gene Ontology annotation, molecular function: transmembrane transporter activity. The transcript is spliced from 2 exons. Gene Ontology annotation, biological process: transmembrane transport. Gene Ontology annotation, cellular component: membrane. Bases 1 to 1440 code for a protein of 479 amino acids. The record is from RefSeq and is a predicted model, not a curated record.
AUGUCAGAGAAGAAGGAGAUAGAGAGCUCGUCGACUCCUCCGUCGGAGCUUGACUGCAACGUCGACAGGAACGAUGUCUCAAAAGUCGAGCAGACAGACGAAGAGAUCGAGCGGGAAAGGAAUCGGAUACUUCGCGAGCAAGAGGAACUUCGGAAGCAAGAUGCACCCAUCAUUCCAAUCAUGUCGUUUUUCAAGAAGAAAAGCGGCUAUGACGAGAACGCGAUAGCAACUCAACCUUCUGUUUACGAUCAUCCCUCCACCGCCAGAUUCUUCCAACCGCACCCGCGAUAUGAAAAUCUGCACCGCUUCGACCCUACCUUCCGCUGGACAUGGGGCGAAGAGCUCCGUCUCAUCAACAAGCUCGACUGGAAAAUCACUUUUUUCGCAUGCCUUGCAUUCUUCGCCCUCGACCUGCCCCGCGGAAACUUGAGUCAAGCGAAUUCGGCAUCAUUUCUCGAGAGUCUGGGGAUGGACACCAAUGACUACAACUUAGGCAAUACAGUCUUCCAGAUCUCGUUUUUAUGCGCUGAGCUUCCCUCGCAGAUGGUUAGCAAGAAACUCGGUCCCGAUAGAUGGAUCCCAUUCAUCAUGUGUUCCUGGAGUCUCGUAUCCGGCUGCCAGUUUUGGCUCAGCGGGAGAACUUCGUUCCUUGUCUGUCGCGCGCUACUCGGCAUUCUUCAAGGAGGCUUCAUCCCGGACAUGGUUCUCUAUCUCACAUACUUCUUCAAGUCAACAGAGCUACCCUUCCGACUCGCCAUGUUCUGGACAGUCCGCCGCAUCACCGACAUUGUCGCACCUCUCCUUGCCCUCGGCGUCCUGCGAAUGGAUGGCCUCAGUGGUUAUGAGGGCUGGCGGUGGCUGUUCAUAAUCGAAGGCAUCUUGACCAUGUCGAUCAGCAUUUGGGCAUGGUUUAUGAUGGCCCCGUCUCCAACCCAAACACGAGCACCUUGGCGCCCCAAUGGUUGGUUCAACGAGCAUGAAGAGAGGGUGCUGGUCAACCGCAUUCUGCGCGAUGAUCCAUCCAAGGGCGACAUGCACAACCGUCAAGCCAUUACUCCGAAGUUGCUUCUUCAGUCUUUGGCUGACUGGGAACUCUGGCCCAUCUACAUUUUCGGUCUCAUAUGGGAGAUCCCUUCUGGUCCUCCCGACCAGUACCUCACCUUGACUCUCAGAAAUCUGGGCUUCAACACGAACGACACCAACCUUUUGAGCAUACCACCUCAGUUCCUCGGCGCAAUCUUCAUGAUGAUCAUGACGUAUCUGUCUGAGAUUUGGGACUCCAGAGCCUUGUUUGGUGCCUUCACCCAGCUCUGGUACUUGCCCAACCUGAUAGCCAUGGCGGUACUCCCAUCGAACAGCAGUCCCUGGGUGCAAUAUGCUGUCGUAACAGUGCUCCUGUCUUACCCUUCGCGUAAGUCACUCGACUUAAGACAGCCUUAG